UGGUCAUAACCAUCUGAACCGCGCCAUCGAGCCAGGCCAUCCCAGCCGUUUUGGUUUUUAUUCAUCCUUGACUCCUCAAAAAAUCUACCGCUCCGCUUUUUUGCGCGUCAGAUUUGCCACUACCAAUGUCACAAGCAGCCAUGUCUUCAUCUUCAUCCACCCCUGUGCCCGCCAAUUCUGAGUGGAAAGCUAAUCUUCGCCCACCACCAAAAGACGCAAGACCGCAAACUCUCGAUGUUACCGCCACGAAGGGGAUGGAAUUCGAGGACAUGUUCCUCCGCCGAGAACUGCUUAUGGGCAUAUUCGAAGCAGGUUUUGAAAAGCCUUCGCCCAUCCAGGAAGAAGCCAUCCCCAUCGCAUUGACUAAACGCGACGUGCUUGCACGCGCCAAGAACGGGACGGGCAAGACCGCCGCAUUCACGAUCCCUGCCUUGCAGCAGGUCGAUGUCACCAAGAACAAGAUUCAAGCGCUCUUACUGGUCCCUACUCGGGAACUUGCACUGCAGACCUCACAAGUCUGUAAGAACUUGGGAAAGCACAUGGGCGUCCAAGUCAUGGUUACAACUGGUGGAACAACGCUCAAGGACGAUAUCAUGCGAUUAUCCGAAACGGUUCAUGUACUGGUUGGUACACCCGGCCGUAUACUCGACCUUGCCGGCAAAAGUGUGGCCGACCUGAGCGAGUGUCCCGUAUUUGUUAUGGAUGAGGCAGACAAGCUGCUGUCUCCGGAAUUCUCGCCGGUUAUGGAGCAGCUUUUGUCAUAUCUGCCUCCGCAGAGACAGGUCAUGUUGUUUAGUGCCACGUUCCCCAUGAUCGUGAAAGAUUUCAAGGAGAAGCAUAUGAAAGCUCCCUACGAGAUCAACCUCAUGGAUGAAUUGACUCUGCGUGGUGUUACACAGUACUACGCCUACGUCGAGGAGAGACAAAAGGUGCACUGUUUGAACACGCUCUUCUCCAAGCUGCAAAUCAACCAGUCGAUUAUCUUUUGCAACUCUACGAACCGGGUCGAAUUGCUCGCCAAGAAAGUCACAGAGUUGGGAUACUCUUGCUUCUACUCGCACGCGAAAAUGUUGCAGUCACACCGUAACCGCGUGUUCCACGAUUUCCGUAACGGUGUCUGCCGCAAUCUUGUCUGUUCCGACCUCUUGACGCGUGGUAUCGACAUUCAAGCGGUGAACGUCGUCAUCAACUUCGAUUUUCCCAAGAACUCGGAGACCUAUCUCCACCGUAUCGGUCGAUCAGGUCGCUUUGGACAUCUUGGACUUGCGAUCAAUCUGGUCACCUACGAGGAUCGGUUCAACCUGUACAAAAUCGAACAGGAACUGGGCACCGAGAUCAGCCCUAUCCCGCAAGUCAUUGACCGUGGAUUGUAUGUCGAUCCGAGCGCGACCCAGGACGAUGUGCAACGGCCCCAGCCGCAGCAGCCGCAGCAACAGCAGCAACAGAUGAAACCAGCGCAACCCAUGGGACCUCCCCGCCCUAUUGUGCAGCAUAUGCAACCCCAGCCACAGGUCCUUUACCAGAGCAAUGGUGGCGCUCCCCAACAACGAUCGCCAAUGCCGAUGCGGGCGAACGGAUCAAUGGCACCAGGGCCUGGGGCUUAUCGUGGCCAGCCAGGACCUCGAUGAAGAGCUAUCUGAGGCGCGGUCUGCCACUGCUCUUUCACCAAGCAGCCGCCACCGACUACAUGACCCAUUUCCGCAGUACCUCGUCUCAUAUAUUACACUAAACACAAGCAAAUCGUCCCCUUCCAUUCUGGUUCCUUCACGACUGUAUUUUUAUCGACCCUCACGAUUUGCUUGCUAUGUCGACCCAGAACCUCUUUCUCACUUUUCUUGCGAGGCUGCACUUUUAAUGGACGUGAUGUCGGGCAUUUCUUUGGCGCGGUUGAGUUGUUGGAUUUUGUCUGUGUGUGGGCUGCAGGGCAGUGGGAUAUCAAGGCAGAUAGUUUGCGUGCUAGCACAGUUCUCGCAGUUGUGUAAUAGUCACAGUUCAAUGCGAAUAUCGCCGUCCUAGCUUCCUACUUCCAUUGUUGCUAAUGUGUUCUUAUGACAGCUCCGGCAUCCGACGAACGACUUUGCCUUCGUUCCUCGCGUGUAUCUUGAGCUUUGCGAGGAUUGGAGAAUCGGCCCAUCGUGGCGGAGGCGUUCGCUCCGCGGUAGCCCAAUAGUAAAUGUCCCAGUCUGCUUCGUCCAAGAGCUUAUCAUACUCCUUGAGCUCCGCCUCGGACAUUGUCGGCAGAUUUUCCCGAGCAAAUGUGCUCAAAAUCAGGUCACUCUCCAGUGUCCCACGUUUCCGUGACUGAUAUACGAGCCGUGCGCGCAUUGUCGACACAUUCUCGUUCAGUCGCGGAAGAGGGGUUGGAGCUGGAGCGUCAGACGGAGUUUGAGUGUUGGAUAGAUGCUCCGGCGAAUGGGGGAGAGGCCACGGGUCUGCACGCACGAUAGCUGAGCGCGACAAGAAUCGAAUCUGACGUUGCAGCAUGCCAGUGAACGGUGGUCUCAGCGGAGUGAUGACUGUCCUACUCGGGAGGAU
Messenger RNA from Mycena citricolor, 2535 nucleotides. NCBI's taxonomy places the organism in Eukaryota, Fungi, Basidiomycota, Agaricomycetes, Agaricales, Mycenaceae. The record is from the annotation of a GenBank genome assembly.